CUAGAAACUUUCUCUAAAUUUGGAGAGUAGAGAUAUUGCAACACAAUCAUAUCAAACAUUGCUUCAUACAAUGUCCAUAAAAGAAUGCAGCCACCACGACGACGAAGACCGCCGCCAACUCCUCCACCGCAUACUGGCGGCGAUAGCAUCACUCAUAAUUCUAAUACUCGUAACGAUCUUCUUAAUAUGGAUAAUUCUCAAACCUACAAAACCACGUUUCACAAUCCAAGACGCCACAAUUUACACGUUCAACAUCUCAUCUCCAAUUUCUUCACCUUUUCCAACACCAAACACACUUACUCUCACAAUGCAAGUCACACUCUCAAUUCAUAACCCAAACAACAGAAUCGGAAUUUACUAUCAAAAACUCCACGUGUACGGCUCUUAUAAAAACCAGCAGAUCUCACUCCCCACGGUAAUUCCUGACACUUACCAAGGUCAUAAGGAUUUUACCGUUUGGUCGCCGUUUAUUUACGGCGUUGGUGUUCCCGUUUCGCCGUCUAGACUUAGCGCUUUAGUACAAGAUGAGAAUAACGGAAUGGUUUUGGUCAACGUUAAAGUUAACGGAAGGGUUAAGUGGAAAGUAGGGAGUUGGAUCUCUGGAAGGUACCAUAUUUUUGUUAACUGUCCGGCUUAUGUUAGGUUCGCCGGUGAUCGGAAUAAUGGGAUCGGAGUUGUUGCUCCGGCGGUUAAGUUUCAGCUUUUGCAAAGUUGUAGUGUUGACGUUUAGUCAUCAUGAGUGUAAGGAUUUUAGUUUUUCUUUUUUUCUUUUAAUUUUCUGUUAGAAUUAUUGUUAGAUCAUGCGCUUCAUCGUGCUACUUUUGCUGUUUACAAAUUUCUUACUAUUUUUAUUUUCCUUAGUAUUUUAGUUAAUUUUGUUUUUAGGAGUAAUUUGUUAGAUAUAUAAUAAGUUUUAUAUGAAAAAAACUACAUCAACAAAGAU
Messenger RNA from Cicer arietinum (chickpea), 943 nucleotides. RefSeq names its product NDR1/HIN1-like protein 1. Gene Ontology annotation, cellular component: plasmodesma; plasma membrane. Lineage: Eukaryota; Viridiplantae; Streptophyta; Magnoliopsida; Fabales; Fabaceae. Gene Ontology annotation, biological process: defense response to other organism. The record is from RefSeq and is a predicted model, not a curated record.